CUGGACAACAUGGCCAUUGGGCCUGUCCUGUGGCUGGGCCCUCUGUUCAUGAUUUCCUUCUGGAGGCUGUCAGCUCCAGCCUUCCUUCUUAGGCAUCUGGGUGAGCACAUUCAGAGAUUUCAAGAGAGCUCUGGCCUGGGCCUUGGUCUAGGUCUGGGGACAGGUGCUAUGGCUCUCCCAAAAGUAGGAUGGCUGGAGCAGCAGCUUGACCCCUUCAAUGUAUCUGACAGACGAUCUUUCCUGCAGCGUUACUGGGUGAAUGAUCAACAUUGGACUGGCCCAUAUGGACCCAUAUUUCUGCAUCUGGGGGGUGAGGGGAGCCUCGGACCUGGCUCAGUUAUGAGAGGACACCCGGCAGCCCUGGCCCCAGCCUGGGGGGCCCUAGUCAUCGGCCUGGAACACAGAUUUUAUGGCCUGAGUAUACCUGUUGGGGGUCUGGAGAUGGCCCAGCUCCGCUUCUUAUCCAGCCGUCAUGCGUUGGCUGACGUGGUCUCUGCCCACCUGGCACUCUCCCGUCUCUUCAACGUCUCCUCCUCCAGUCCCUGGAUCUGCUUCGGAGGCUCCUAUGCCGGCUCCUUGGCCGCCUGGGCCCGGCUGAAGUUCCCCCAUCUCAUCUUCGCCUCCGUCGCCUCCUCCGCCCCGGUGCGAGCAGUGCUGGAUUUCUCCGAGUACAAUGAAGUGGUGUCCAGGAGCCUAACCAGCACGGCGAUUGGCGGGUCUCUGGAGUGCCGGGCGGCGCUGUCCGCCGCCUUCGUGGAAGUGGAGCGGCGGCUGCGCGCGGGCGGGGUGGCUCGAGCAGCGCUGCGGACGGAGCUAGGCGCGUGCGGGACCCUGGACCGAGCUGAAGACCAGGCGGAGCUGCUGGGGGCGCUGCAGGCGCUGGUGGGAGGCGCGGUGCAGUACGACGGGCAGGCGGGAGCGCCGCUGAGCGUGCGACAGCUCUGUGGAUUGCUCCUCGCGGGCGGAGGCAACCGCAGCCACCCCGCGCCCUACCGGGGGCUUCGUCGAGCAGUGCAGAUGGUCAUGCACAGCGUGGGCCAGAAGUGUUUAAGCUUUUCCCGAGCAGAAACAGUGGCACAGCUGAGAGCUACAGAACCCCAAGUUUAUGGCGUGGGUGACCGGCAGUGGUUGUACCAGACAUGUACUGAAUUCGGCUUCUAUGUCACCUGCGAGGAUCCUAGAUGUCCUUUCUCCCAGCUCCCAGCACUGCCCUCCCAGCUAGACCUAUGUGAACAGGUGUUUGGGCUUUCAGCCUCAUCUGUAGCCCAGGCUGUGGCCCAAACAAACUCCUAUUAUGGUGGCCAGAUGCCUAGGGCCACCCAAGUGCUGUUUGUUAAUGGAGACAUAGACCCCUGGCAUGUGCUAAGUAUAACACAGGCCUUGGGCUCCUCAGAGUCGGCUCUUUUAAUCCCUGCUGCCUCCCACUGCUUGGACAUGGCACCUCAGAGGCCCUCAGACUCCCCUAGCCUCCUCCUAGGGCGCCAGAGCAUCUUCCAGCAAGUGCAGACCUGGCUCAGGCUGGCAAAGGAGAGCCAGGUUAAGAGUGGGCUCUGAGUCCUACACCCUCGCCACUCCCUGCAUGGCCACCUCAGCCCUGGACAUAUUCAUUCACUGGACAAAAGAAAGCA
Messenger RNA from Carlito syrichta (Philippine tarsier), 1628 nucleotides. It is a transcript of the gene PRSS16, whose product is annotated as protease, serine 16. The record is from RefSeq and is a predicted model, not a curated record. The coding region runs from base 10 to 1554 and encodes 514 amino acids. Gene Ontology annotation, cellular component: endosome; lysosome. NCBI's taxonomy places the organism in Eukaryota, Metazoa, Chordata, Mammalia, Primates, Tarsiidae. The transcript has 12 exons. Gene Ontology annotation, molecular function: dipeptidyl-peptidase activity; serine-type exopeptidase activity. Gene Ontology annotation, biological process: proteolysis.